Manis javanica (Malayan pangolin) is the source of this 2113-nucleotide messenger RNA. RefSeq names its product erythropoietin (gene EPO). Gene Ontology annotation, biological process: positive regulation of Ras protein signal transduction; positive regulation of cell population proliferation; erythropoietin-mediated signaling pathway. The record is from RefSeq and is a predicted model, not a curated record. Gene Ontology annotation, molecular function: hormone activity; erythropoietin receptor binding; protein kinase activator activity. Gene Ontology annotation, cellular component: extracellular region. NCBI's taxonomy places the organism in Eukaryota, Metazoa, Chordata, Mammalia, Pholidota, Manidae.
AUGGGGGUGCGCGGUGAGUACUCGCCCGCCCACCUCGGCCUCUGUUUGAAGAGGAAUUUACCGCUGGGGCUAGUGGCCCCGAGGCAGAGGAAGCAGAACCUGAGCGUGGGCCAGGUUGGGGUCGGAGGACUGACUGGGGGCAGAGGAACGGGAUGCGUGAACCUGCCCCUCAAAACGAGCCUUCUCCUCCCCUCCUUGCUGCUCACUCAGUCUGGCUCUUUUCUAGAAUGUCCUGCCCUGCUCCUGCUGUUCUCUUUGCUGCUGCUCCCUCUGGGCCUCCCCGUCAUGGGUGCUCUGCCACACCUUAUCUGUGACAGCCGAGUCCUGGAGAGGUACAUCCUGGAGGCCAGGGAGGCUGAAAAUGCCACGAUGGGCUGUGCGGAAAGCUGCAGUUUUGGUGAGAAUAUCACCGUCCCAGACACCAAAGUUAACUUCCAUGCUUGGAAGAGGAUGGAGGUCGGGCAGCAGGCCACAGAAGUAUGGCAGGGCCUGGCCCUGCUCUCAGAAGCCAUACUUCGGGGCCAGGCCCUGCUGGCCAAUUCCUCCCAGCCGGUUGAGACCCUGCAUCUGCAUGUGGAUAAAGCCAUCAGCGGUUUGCGCAGCCUCACAUCCCUGCUUCGGGCGCUGGGAGCCCAGCAGAAGGAAGCCAUCUCCCUUCCAGACACAGCCUCUGCUGCUCCACUCCGAACAUUCUCUGUUGAUACUUUGUGCAAACUUUUUCGAAUCUACUCCAAUUUUCUGCGGGGAAAGCUGAAGCUGUACACAGGGGAAGCCUGCAGGAGAGGGGACAGGUGACCAGGUGCUCCCACCCUAGGCAUGUCCACCACCUCACUCACCACCACUGCCUAUGCCAUACCUUCUACACCACCACUCCCACCCCCUGUCAAGGGGCUAUGAGCUCAGCAUCAGCCCAUCCCACGGACACUCCAGGGCCAGCGGUGACAUCUCAAGGGCCAGAGGAACUGUUCAGAGCUCAACUCAGAUCUAAGGAUGUCACUGGGUCAGCCUGAGGCUCCGAAGCAGGAGGAACUUAAAGAUGAGCUUAACCUCGGGGACACUGCUGUCCUGGGCGACACUGAAACUCAUCUUGGUGAUGCCAGGACAAGUUGCAGGGCAGCACCUCCUUUUGUACCUACCAAGCAGGGACAGGAUGGACUGGAGAGUUUAGGUGGCAAGCCAUGAAUUCUCCAGGUCUCAUGGGACUCCCGUGACAGCAAGAGCCCACUGGACAAGGAGGAGGGUAGAAGCCAUGAAGGUAGAAUGGGGGCUGGUCCCAGGUCCUCCCUGGGUCCAGGUGUUGUAUAUUCCUCAAUUUCACUGGCAAGAACCAAAACCACAUGUGGCUCUGGGAUUUUCUGUUUUCCUGGGAACCCCCUACUUCCCUGGCUCUGCUCCCAUCCUGGUAGUAAGCAGCGGGCCUGGGAAGCUAAAGGUGGAGGGGGUUGAGCCCUACGUGCUGCCUCGCAUGGCCUAGCUGACCUCUUGACCCCAGUGGACCUGAGGCCACAAGCUCUGCCCACGCUGGUCAAUACGUUGGCUCCAUCAAGGCUGUUUCUCAGUAGGCAGUUGCCAACCCUGGCCACGGGACCCUUAUUAUUUCCUGCCUCUUUUCUGUGGCCCCUUCAGCUAAUGUGACAUUCCUAGCAUCAGCCUUUGCCUUCUCCACACACAAGCCCCCUCUAAAUACAGCUGACCUCUUUCCUUGCCUGGGUGCAGUCACCACUGAUGCUCUACUCUGAAACUUGCAGGAGGAACCAUCCUUCCAGACAGCUCUCAUUGAGAUUCAUUCUGUGUCCAGGGCUACUGUAGGUAGUUCUCCACUCUUGAUCCCUACUUCUAAAUCUACCCUUUACUCUGACAAUCCGCUUCAAAUUCCUUCCCAGAAAUAAUGCUUCAGCUGCAAAGUACCUACCCCCCCAAGAGAGGCAUGUGCAGAUAGCAAAAGAUGUCACAAAACUGUACCAGGACCCCAUUCCUGGCUAUUACAGUCUAUGUGGGGACUCUUCCUGCUUAUAUCACAAGACUUAGAGAAGUCAGACUACGCCCUUGCAAAUACGCAAAAGAGAGACUAUUUGGCAAUUUGCAGCAGGAGAAAUUAUGGGCAGUUGGGAGU